Messenger RNA from Theobroma cacao (cacao), 2421 nucleotides. Its product is annotated as ABC transporter G family member 1-like. Lineage: Eukaryota; Viridiplantae; Streptophyta; Magnoliopsida; Malvales; Malvaceae. Gene Ontology annotation, cellular component: membrane. The record is from RefSeq and is a predicted model, not a curated record. Gene Ontology annotation, molecular function: ATP hydrolysis activity; ABC-type transporter activity; ATP binding.
UCCUGAACACUAAGAUGAAAGCCAAGACACCAAGAUACUAAGUCCCUGUUCUCCACUCAGUUUCUUCAUCAUGGCUUCUUGUCAUCAUUCAGAGUCUCCGCAGGGUCGACCAGAAAUCCAGGCUGCUUUCGGAGUAGAAACCAUUAAUCCAAUGCCAGGGACUAACACAGGAGUAACUAACAGGUUUAGUGAGGAUGGUGUUUCCUUGACUUGGGAGGAUUUGUGGGUCACAGUUCCAGGUGGAAAAAAUGGCAGCAGAUCAAUCCUCCAGGGCCUGACUGGCUAUGCACGUCCUGGAGAGCUCCUGGCAAUAAUGGGUCCUUCGGGUUGUGGCAAGUCCUCUCUCCUUGAUACCUUAGCAGGGAGACUAGGUCCCAACACAAGGCAAGCAGGAGAUAUUCUUAUCAAUGGACGUAAACAGGCCUUGGCUUAUGGAACAUCGGCAUAUGUAACCCAAGACGAUUCGUUGAUUACUACGUUGACUGUAAGAGAAGCUGUCUAUUACUCAGCUCAGCUCCAAUUGCCAGACACAAUAUCCAUGUCAGAGAAGAAAGAGAGAGCAGAAAUGACAAUCACAGAAAUGGGAUUGAAAGACACUAUGAAUACUCGGAUAGGUGGGUGGGGAGCUAAAGGACUGAGUGGUGGCCAAAAGAGGAGAGUUAGCAUUUGCAUUGAAAUCCUGACGCGACCAAAACUUCUGUUCCUGGAUGAGCCUACUAGUGGGCUUGACAGUGCAGCUUCAUAUUAUGUGAUGAGCAGAAUUGCAAGCCUGAAUCAGAAAGACGGAAUCAGAAGAACAAUAAUUGCAUCCAUCCAUCAGCCUAGCAGUGAAGUCUUUCAGCUAUUCCACAAUCUUUACCUUCUAUCUGCAGGCAAAACAGUGUAUUUUGGUCCUGUUUCAGCAGCAAAUGAAUUUUUUGCUUUAACUGGAUUCCCCUGCCCAAAUCUCCAAAACCCAUCCGAUCACUUCCUCAAAACCAUAAAUAAGGAUUUUGAAAAGGAUAUCGAGCAAGGUUUUGCUAAUGGAAUUCCCGCAGAGGAAGUUAUUAACAUUCUUGUAAAGUCAUAUAAAUCUUCUGAUGUGUACCAGACAGUUCAGAGAGAAGUAGCUCAGAUUUGUAAACAGGAUGCUAGAGCAUUGGAGAAGAAUGAAAGCCAUGCUGGCUUCUUCACCCAGUGUCAUGUCCUUACUAAAAGAUCUUUUAUUAACAUGUAUCGCGAUUUAGGCUACUAUUGGUUGCGUCUAGGUGUCUAUAUUGCAUUGGCUGUAGUGCUUGCCACUGUGUUUAGCCACAUUGGGAUGAGCUAUGGGUCGAUUCAGGCAAGAGAUUCACUGAUUAUGUUUGUAGCUUCAUUUCUAACUUUCAUGGCUAUUGGUGGAUUCCCUUCUUUUGUCGAGGAAAUGAAGGUAUUUGAACGAGAAAGACUAAAUGGGCACUAUGGUGUCACUGCCUUUGUCAUUGGGAACACAUUGUCUGCUCUGCCGUUCUUGGCUCUGGUUGCACUUAUACCAGGCUCAAUUACUUAUUUUCUCCCUGGACUUCACAAAGGAUAUGAAAACUUCUUGUUCUUUGUACUCACAUUAUUUGCUUGCAUGAUGUUGGUUGAGAGCCUAAUGAUGAUUGUUGCGAGUAUGGUACCCAAUUAUCUGAUGGGUAUCAUAGCGGGUGCUGGAAUACAAGGCUUGAUGAUAUUGGUUGGCGGAUUCUUCCGUUUACCCGCUGAUCUUCCCAAGCCAAUUUUGAAGUAUCCCCUGUACUACAUUGCUUUCCACAAGUAUGCUUACCAGGGAUUGUUCAAGAAUGAAUUCGAAGGGUUGACAUUUCCUAUUUCUCAAGCUGGAGGGCCACCCAGCUUAACAGGGGAAGAAAUUCUGAAGAUGACAUGGAAUGUGGAAAUGGCAUACUCUAAGUGGGUUGAUCUUGCUAUUUUGUUAGCAAUGGUUGUUCUCUAUCGAUUUUUGUUCCUGAUCAUCAUCAAGGCAACAGAGAAGGUUAAACCAAUGAUUGCUAAAUUGAAGUCAGCGGCUCUCAAGGAAAGAGAGCAAGUCAUGGUAAAUCCAUCUGCGACACCUCUUUAUGAGGAGAACAUGCAGCCUGUAACUGUAAAGUCGUAGCUAGCUAGUUUCAAUUGAAAAUCUGUUAUUAUCAUGAGUGUAAAAGAGAACUCCUUGUUUAAAGGGAUUGGAGUAUUUUAUAUAUUAGUACCUCCUCCUCCCAUUAUUGUAAAUGGUUUAUCUCGUGCAGGUAGCUUGAGAUGUAAAAUAUUGGAGCUAUCAAGAAUAAAAUUAUUUAUCAUAAAGCCAGAGCCAACCUUAUGGCAAAUGUUAAUGACCAUAUCCUAACAUAUGCCUGGACUCUGGAGAUAGUUUGUAGGCUGUAGCAGUAAUAAUCUUAUUCCGACAAUUUUCAUUUUGAGAAC